Molecule: messenger RNA, 1523 nt
Organism: Oncorhynchus nerka (sockeye salmon)
Lineage: Eukaryota; Metazoa; Chordata; Actinopteri; Salmoniformes; Salmonidae
Product: fucolectin-6-like
Exons: 7
Coding region: 118-1245 (375 amino acids)
Source: RefSeq, a predicted model, not a curated record
AAAUGAAUCAGUCAGAUUCAGUUGUCUACAGAGCUUUUACCUACAUCAACAUCAACAGUGGCCUUGUUUUUUUUAAGAUUGCAUGUUUGCAAGCAGAAUUGAGGGGAGUGGGGGUUUAUGCGAUCGCCUCCUACUCCUCAGAAGGCAGCCCGCCCUCCGGCCUCUCUUUCUCCGCCUCCUCUUCACGCAGAUCACUGGGGUCGGGGCCUGUUCCCGAGGGAGCCGUAUAUCAUGAAAGAAAAAAAGGAUCCUGCUAGUCCGUGGAUGAUGAGAUCGACCACGAUGUUCCUCUUGUUGACUCUCCUGGGACUGGCAUGCUCUAUUGGCCCUACAGUCCCAAGAAAUCUUGCCUUGCGUGGAAAAGCUACACAGUCAGACCUCAUCGAGAACAUAUGGCACGGUUACAGUCAUGCCUCCAAUGCCAUUGAUGGGAACCGCGAUUCACAUUUCCAUCAUGGGUCCUGCACUGCCACUGACGAAUCCACUAACCCCUGGUGGAGAGUGGACCUGCUUGAUACCUACAUAGUCACCUCCAUCACCGUCACCAACAGAGGGGAUGCUGUUCCUGAGAGGCUUAACGGGGCUGAGAUACGAAUAGGAAAUUCUUUAGUGGACAAUGGCAUUCAUAACCCUCUGGUUAAAACAAUUCCCUCUGUUCCAGCUGGCAGUUCUCUCAUCCUUGAUUUUGACCCAAGUUUCGAAGGACGUUAUGUGAUUGUGGUUCUACCAGGCCAGAAUAGACUUCUGACACUCUGUGAAGUGGAGGUUUACGGAUACCUUGCCCCAACUGGAGAUAAUGUGGCUCUAUAUGGAAAGGCCACCCAGUCGUCUUUGUAUGAGUUUGGCAUUCCAGGCAAUGCUAUUGACGGGAAUCGCAACGCUAUUUUGAUAGGAGGGUCCUGCACCCACACUCUACAGGACAUCAACGCCUGGUGGAGGGUGGACCUUCUGAAGACCUACAAAGUGUUCUCCAUCAUCAUCACCAACACAGUCGAUGGUGAUCCCAGCAGACUCAAUGGAGCUGAGAUUCACAUUGGAGAUUCCCUGAAAGACAACGGCAUCAAUAAUCCUAGGUGUGCUGUGAUCUCCUCUAUCCCAGCUGGCAAUUCAAGCACGUUCCAGUGUCCGGGCAUGGAGGGUCGAUAUGUCAUCGUGGUCAUUCCAGGGAGGAAGGAGUACCUGACCUUGUGUGAGGUGGAGGUGUACGGAUCACCCCUGGAUGGGACUGGGCCUACAUGUAACUAAAUCAGAUCAUUAAUUCUUAACAGCACCCUGCAAUGUUUGGGGAAUGUAUUGUCUUACGAAAACAAUUCAACUUUUUAGUAUACUAUCACUAUUCUGUAAGUUCGUCUUGCACACUGUUUUGGGAUGUUUGGGUAUAAAUGGACGAACACUUUUUGUAACACUUUUCAUUCCUAACACAUGCAUAAUGGCUUAAUGAUGUUAACACAACUGUAUUAACACUUAGGGAAUUGGCAUUAAAUUAUAAAACAAGAAAACAUUAAAGAAAUGUUUAAACCAUA